AUGGCAACCAACGGGCAUACAAAUGGAAAUGGCACAACCAAAAGACCCCUCCGAGUCGCUGGAGCCUCAGGAGGUUUCACAGAUCGCCAACGUGCCAUUUGCUCUCUCGCUCAUUGCGACGUCGACGUGAUCGUUGGCGACUGGAUGUCAGAAUGUACAAUGUCCUGGCACGGUGCUGCCAAGUCAGCAAUUCUAGCAAAAGGAGAUACCUCUGAGAGAAUGGGACUUUACGACCCAUCAUUUAUGGCAAACUUGACACCUGCGCUGCCUGUUCUUGCAGAGAAAGGGAUCAAGUUGGCUGUAAAUGCUGGAGCUAGCGAUACUGAAAUGUUGGCUAAAGAGGUUGAGAAAGCGAUUAAGAAGGGAGGAUUGGAGGGGAAGUUGAAGGUUGCGUGGAUACAGGGGGAUGAGGUGUUGGAUGUUGUGAAUAAGCUUUUGAAGCAGGGUGAGAAAUUUGAGAAUAUAUGUUUUGGUGGGGAGUUGAAGGAUUGGGGUUUUGAUCCUGUUGCUGCUCAAUGCUACCUUGGGGGAGCUGGUAUUGCUGAGGCUUUCAGACAAGGUGCCGAUAUCGUUAUUUGUGGUCGUGUUGCUGAUGCUGCCCCGACUAUUGGAGCUGCCAUGUGGUGGCAUGGCUGGAAUCGAGACCAGGACUUCGAUCAAGUAGCAGGUUCGUUGAUUGCUGGUCAUCUAAUUGAAUGUUCCUCGUACGUCUGCGGAGGAUAUUAUUCUGGAUUCAAAGAUCUGUUCGACGGGUGCGAAAACAUCGGGUUUCCGAUCGCAGAGAUAUUUCCUGACGGAAGUUGUGCGAUAAUCAAAGAGCCAGAUACCGGAGGAGAGAUAUCUGUGGGAACGGUAGCUUCUCAGUUACUGUAUGAGAUCCAAGGACCUCAAUACUAUGGCUCUGAUGUAGUUGCUGUUCUCGAAGGCAUCAACAUGACCCAAGAAGGAAGAGAUCGAGUUCUCGUCUCGGGAGUAAAAGGCAAACCUCCGCCAACAACGACCAAAGUUGGUCUCACAGCCCACGGCGGAUAUCAGGCUGAAUUCCACUAUCUCCUCGUCGGUCUUGAUCUGGAGCAAAAAGCCGAAUGGACAGAAAAGCAAGUCCGAGCAUCAAUGGGAAAGAACGUCGAUCGCUUCUCCUGCUUGAAAUUCACACUGAAUGGCUACUGUCCAGAAGACCCGCGAAAUCAAGACGUAGCGACCGUAGACUUCCGAGUCUUUGCCCAAACCAAAGAUAGAUCUCUGGUCGUCAAAGAUUCGAUGGAAGUUCCUGGGUUUAACCGCUGGUGUCUUGAAAACUUCCUUCAAUCGUGUCCGGGUGCCACUAUCGAGAACGAUAUCCGACAAUCUGCAGGUAAAGAAUUCUACGAAUACUGGGCAGCACUACUUCCGCAGGAAGAAGUUAAUCAUCAAGUCAAACUUCUGUGGGAUAACAAGACGAUUGAUGUUGCUCCUUCGCCUGCAAUGGAAUUGUAUAGCACGCGUCAAUGGUCUUACGAGACGAAAGAUCCUGUCGAGCUUUCAAGUUUCGGUCCCACAACACGUUGUCCACUCGGAUUCAGAGUGCUCGGAAGAUCUGGAGAUAAAGCUUCAGAUGCUAAUCUAGGAUUCUUCGUUCGCGAAGAUGAUGAGUGGAACUGGCUUCGGUCUUUGCUGACGGUAGAUAAGAUUAUCCAGCUGCUGGGUCCAGAGUAUAACGGAAAGCUGGUGGAGAGGUUUGAGAUACCGGGUAUCAAGGCAGUGCAUUUCUUGCUCCAUGAUCAUCUAGAUCGAAGUUAUAACGCAACCAGCACGUAUGAUGGUCUAGGCAAGAACUUGUGCGAGUAUUUGAGGGCGAAAUAUGUCGAGAUUCCCAACUCCUUCUUGAGGAGAGGAAGGAUCUGA
This is a messenger RNA of Glarea lozoyensis ATCC 20868, 1884 nucleotides long. RefSeq lists its product as uncharacterized. The coding region runs from base 1 to 1884 and encodes 627 amino acids. NCBI's taxonomy places the organism in Eukaryota, Fungi, Ascomycota, Leotiomycetes, Helotiales, Helotiaceae. The transcript has 2 exons. The record is from RefSeq and is a predicted model, not a curated record.